Molecule: messenger RNA, 1733 nt
Organism: Peromyscus maniculatus bairdii (prairie deer mouse)
Lineage: Eukaryota; Metazoa; Chordata; Mammalia; Rodentia; Cricetidae
Gene: Ca2
Product: carbonic anhydrase 2
Biological process (GO): carbon dioxide transport; regulation of intracellular pH
Cellular component (GO): cytoplasm; apical part of cell; plasma membrane
Molecular function (GO): carbonate dehydratase activity; zinc ion binding
Source: RefSeq, a predicted model, not a curated record
GCAGAGCGGGUCGGACGCAGAAGCGGAGACAAGCCGGAGGGCGCCCCGCCCCGACCAAGCAGCGGGAGCCCCCGGCUACCCAGGCCUCCGCCUGUCACCUCCAUCCGCCACCUCCACCGUCUCCUCCCCUUGCUCAGGUCCACUCGGUCCCUCCCCUGGGCCGCCCAAAGCACCAAGUUGGCGGGAGCCUAUAAAAGCCGGACCGUGCGACCCGCGACACAUACUGCAAGACCGCUAGUCACAGGACAACUGCUGCUCUGCCCCAAGCACCGGCGCGACCAUGUCCCACCACUGGGGAUACGGCGGGAACAACGGACCAGAGCAUUGGCACAAGGACUUCCCCAUUGCCAAUGGAGAGCGGCAGUCCCCGGUGGACAUUGAUACCAAGACUGCCCAGUAUGACCCUGCGCUUCAGCCUCUGAGUGUGUGCUAUGACCAAGCUACUUCCAAAAAGAUUCUCAACAACGGCCAUUCCUUCAACGUUGAGUUUGAUGACUCCCAGGACUGUGCAGUGCUGAAAGGAGGACCUCUCAAUGGCACCUACAGAUUGAUCCAAUUUCACUUUCAUUGGGGCUCAUCUGAUGGGCAUGGCUCCGAGCACACUGUGAACAAAACAAAAUAUGCUGCAGAGCUUCACUUGGUUCACUGGAACACCAAAUACGGUGAUUUUGGAAAAGCUGCACAGCAACCAGACGGACUGGCUGUUCUGGGCAUUUUUCUGAAGAUUGGACCUGCUACAAAAGGCCUUCAGAAAGUUCUUGAUGCACUGGGGUCCAUUAAAACAAAGGGGAAGAGUGCUGCCUUCACUAACUUUGAUCCUCGCUCCCUUCUUCCUGGAAGCUUGGACUACUGGACAUACCCUGGCUCUCUGACCACUCCACCUCUGCUGGAGUGUGUGACCUGGAUUGUGCUCAAGGAACCCAUUACCGUCAGCAGUGAGCAGAUGUCUGUGUUCCGUAAACUAAACUUCAACACGGAGGGCGAACCUGAAGAGCUGAUGGUGGACAACUGGCGCCCGGCCCAGCCCCUGAAGAACAGAAAGAUCAAAGCAUCCUUCAAAUAAAAUGGUCCUGGAGUGGGCGUCCAAACACUACAAGUGUGGCGCCUCUCUGUAGCUAAGCACAAUUCUACCUUGGUGAUUUGGAUCCCGCCUUUGUGUCUGAUGUUGUAGGCCUUUCCUCUCUCACCUGUUGUGCUUACUAAUAAAAUGUGAAGAACAAGCCCCAGGUGGAUCGCAUGGUGGUAGUGUGACGGCUGGUUGGUGGCUGGCUUACGGCACACCUUCUCAGUCAAAGCAAUCUAUUGCAAAGGACAGAAAAUGGCCUCUUGCCUCAGCCACAGGAUAAUGAGUACUCAGGCCUGUUUACUAAAAUGCUAUUUUUAAAACAUAGGAAAGUAGAAUGGUUGAUUACAAGCCCCUAUCAUGAGACAAACUGAGAUAAUUUAAGCAAAUUAGGCAAAAUAGUCAUAGUUUUAUGAUUAUAAAUUAGAUAAAAGUUCACUAUUCCAAGAUGUUAUAUUAAAGAAAAGCUUUUAAAAUGCUUAUAUAUUUGUAGCAACCUUAUCUUAAAUAUGAAUUAUGUUGUAACUUGGUGACUUUUGAAUUUUAGAGAUGUAAAUGAAGAUGUAAAAAUUGGUAUAGUUGUGAUACAGAGUAUAUUUCCCUUCAGAUAACAUAUAACUUACUGGAUAAUGUAUUUUAGAUAUAUUCUCUAAUAAAAAUCAGAAUUCUA